AUGCUUGAUGCUCAAGGAUACCUCAAACUUAUCGACUUCGGCAUUGCCAAGAAGCUAGAGGAGGGAAAGACUCGAACCUUCACCAUGAUCGGGACUCCGCAUUAUAUGGCCCCGGAGAUCAUGCGAGGACACGGCUACGGCACAGAGGUAGAUUUGUGGUCCCUCGGCGUCAUCCUUUUUGAGUUCGUCUGUGGCUACUUGCCCUUCGCUGAUGAGCUCGACGAUCCCACGGAGGUGUGCACCGCUGUGCUCAAGGACCCGUUGGAUUUCCCUGCUCGGUUCAAGGACGCGCAGUGCAAGACGGUGAUACAAGGCAUGCUCAACCGGCAGCCGAAGAAGCGGCUGGGAGCAGGUCUCAAUGGUUGGGAAGACAUCAGGACGCCAGGGGGGAGUGGGGAAAGGAGGGUGCAGUCAGCUUGA
This is a messenger RNA of Symbiodinium sp. CCMP2456, 420 nucleotides long. NCBI's taxonomy places the organism in Eukaryota, Dinophyceae, Suessiales, Symbiodiniaceae. The record is from the annotation of a GenBank genome assembly.